AUGACCCAGUUUGUGCCCGGUCGUGGUGUAUACAUGGAUAUUAAGACACGGCUGAUUCCAUACUACGUCUCAGACAUCACAGAUGGCUUCACGUACCGCGUCAUACCGGCCGCAGUGUACAUUUUCUUCACCAACCUUUUGCCGGCCAUGGCCUUCGCACAGGACAUGUACGACCACGCAAACAGGUCGUACGGCACCAACGAGGUGCUUUUGUCGUCAGCAAUGGCGGGCAUAGUUUUUGGCAUCUUUUCAGGCACUCCUCUGUGCAUUGUUGGAGUGACUGGCCCGAUAUCCAUUUUCAAUUACACCGUUUACAAUUUGAUGAAGCCUCGAGGGACACCUUAUUUCCAGUUCAUGUGCUGGAUCUGUCUGUGGAGCAUGGUUUUGCACUUUUUGGUGGCUAUCACAAAUAGCGUCAAUUUCAUGCGGUAUGUCACCAAAUACAGCUGCAUCUCUUUUGGUCUGUUUAUUAAUAUCGUCUACAUCCAGAAAGGAAUCCAGAUCCUGACACACCAGUUUGCAAUUAAAGACGAUUUGAGCGGUUUCGCAUCGAUCGUCGUGGCCCUGGUGAUGACCCUGUUUGGCCUGGCCGCACACUUCUUCGGCACAAAGUCGCACUACAUUCAUCCCUUGUUCCGCAAAUUUGUGAAAGACUAUGGCACCCCGCUCAGCGUGGUGUUUUUCACCGGAUUUAUCCAUUUUGGAGGCCAUCUCAAAUCCGUGGAUUUCGCUAGGCUGCCAAUCACCCGCUCAUUUCACCCCACGUCGCCGGACCGUCCUGAAAGUUGGUACAUUCCGUUCUGGCGAGAUGUAUCCGUUGGCGAUGUGUUUCUGGCGCUGCCUUUUGGCAUUCUUCUUACUAUACUGUUUUAUUUCGAUCACAACGUUUCUUCCCUGAUGUGCCAGUCAGACGAAUUUCCGUUGAAAAAACCAAGCUCAUUCCACUACGACUUCAUGCUGCUGGGGAUUACCACAGGAAUUGCUGGAAUUCUGGGGAUACCGGCCCCGAACGGCCUCAUUCCUCAGGCCCCCUUGCACACGGAGGCGCUCUGCGUCCACGAGCACGAUUAUGCUACCGGAAAAGACAGGGUUGUUCGAGUGGUUGAACAGCGGCUCAGCAAUAUCAUUCAGGGCCUCAUGACGCUAGUAAUGAUGACCAGACCCUUUCUAGUUGUUUUAGGCCAGAUUCCCCAGGCAGUUCUAGCUGGAUUGUUUUUCAUCAUGGCUAUUGGAGCCUUGAAUGAGAACGAGGUUGUGCAGAAACUCCGGUUUCUUUUCACAGAUCCUGCCUCCAGGGAAAUCAUGGGUUUUCCCCGCCAUUAUUUUCUGCUCGAGCGAAAAUGGUUCCUCAUCUUUCUGGCUUUGCAACUGGCAGCCUUUGGCUUCGAGUUCGCUAUCACGUGCACAAAGGGCGCGAUAGGGUUUCCUGGCGUCCUGAUGUUCUUCAUGGUUCUUGCAAUCUACUUUCCGACUUUCAUUCCGCAGGACCAGCUGAAAAUGCUCGAUUCCCAGGCUGCAGACGACUUGAUUCUGAAAAGCCUGAAGUUCGAGAAAAACGAAUAA
This is a messenger RNA of Ogataea haglerorum, 1563 nucleotides long. RefSeq lists its product as uncharacterized. Gene Ontology annotation, molecular function: solute:inorganic anion antiporter activity; borate efflux transmembrane transporter activity. Gene Ontology annotation, biological process: monoatomic anion transport; transmembrane transport; monoatomic ion homeostasis. Gene Ontology annotation, cellular component: fungal-type vacuole; plasma membrane. The record is from RefSeq and is a predicted model, not a curated record. The transcript has a single exon. The coding region runs from base 1 to 1563 and encodes 520 amino acids. Lineage: Eukaryota; Fungi; Ascomycota; Pichiomycetes; Pichiales; Pichiaceae.